Messenger RNA from Cheilinus undulatus (humphead wrasse), 1516 nucleotides. RefSeq names its product double C2-like domains, alpha (gene doc2a). Gene Ontology annotation, cellular component: membrane. The transcript has 11 exons. Lineage: Eukaryota; Metazoa; Chordata; Actinopteri; Labriformes; Labridae. Bases 69 to 1394 code for a protein of 441 amino acids. The record is from RefSeq and is a predicted model, not a curated record.
GACCCCUCGUGCACUGACAUCCACUUGUUUGUGUAGGAAUCUACUCCACUCACACAAUCAAAGACUCUAUGACGGUGCAGAGAGGAAAGAAGCUCAGCAUCUCCAUCCAGGAACACAUGGCCAUAGACGUUUGCCCCGGCCCCAUCAGACCUAUCCGACAGAUUUCCGCCUACUUCCCCCGUCUGUCCCCCACCUCCCCUGGCCCCACUUCCCCCAACCCUGCUACCUCCCCUCUGGCCCUCAGCCCUGGCUCUGUGGCCACGGGGAUGGGCGGGGCUAACCUCUUGUCACCCCUGUUAGCCCACGGGCGGCCUGGCGGGGGCGGGUCUCUGUCUCUGACCAGCAGCGUGGACACGUCGGUGGAGAUGAACAGCUCCGACAGUGACGACUGCACUGCUCUGGGGACGCUGGAGUUUGAGCUGAGAUAUGAGCAGAGCUCCAGUGAGCUACACUGCACUGUGCUGCGGGCCAAGGGUCUGAAGCCCAUGGACUUUAACGGGUUAGCUGACCCGUACGUAAAGCUACACCUGCUGCCUGGAGCCUGUAAGGCCAAUAAGCUAAAGACGAAGACGAUCAGAAACUCUCUAAAUCCAGUGUGGAAUGAAACGCUUACUUACGUUGGGAUCACAGAGGAGGACAUGCACAGGAAGACACUCAGGUUGACCGUCUGUGAUGAGGACAAGUUGACUCACAAUGAGUUAAUUGGAGAGUCGCGAGUCCCCCUCAAACGAGUUAAACCCGACCAGACGAAACAUUUUCACACCUGCCUGGAACAUCCACCACCGCUCCCCUCUCCAACCGCCAUGGGUGAAGCUCUGCGAGGGAUCUCCUGCUACUUAAGAGAGUGGGAAAACCAGCAGCUGCACAGCCUGGAGGAGAGAGGUCGUCUUCUUCUCUCCCUGCAGUUUCUGCCACCGCUCGGUUUGGAGGAUGAAGGUCUGGAGGGAGGAGGAGGAGGAGGGGGAGGCGAAGGAGAGGGUGAAGGACGUCGCAGUGGAGGUCUUUGUGUUGGAGUGAAGCGCUGCGCCCACUUAGCAGCGAUGGACGUCAACGGAUUUUCAGACCCCUAUGUCAAAAUAUAUCUGAAGCCCGACAUACAGAAAAAAUCCAAGCACAAAACAACAGUGAUGAAAAAAACCCUCAACCCUGAAUUCAAUGAGGAGUUUUUCUACGAGAUCUCCCUGUCCGAGCUGGCCAAUAAGACUCUGGAGGUGACCGUGUGGGACUACGACCUGGGACGCUCCAAUGAUUUCAUAGGUGGCGUGUGUCUGAGCUGUCACUCUCAGGGCGACGCCCUCCGUCACUGGAUGGACUGCCUGAAGAACCAAGGCAGGAGGGUGGAGCGGUGGCACAUCCUGACUAACGAGCUCCCACAAACCCUCAGCCACGACUAAAAAACCUGCACAGCAUCCUGCAGGCGGUCACUGUCAGGUAACAAGCAGUUCAGCAGAGAUCCUCUGUUUUCUUUGAGGGACGGACUUGAGCAACUUCACCACAGGAAUGAAAGCAAAGUGUA